Molecule: messenger RNA, 1158 nt
Organism: Pseudomyrmex gracilis
Lineage: Eukaryota; Metazoa; Arthropoda; Insecta; Hymenoptera; Formicidae
Product: odorant receptor 4-like
Exons: 6
Coding region: 1-1158 (385 amino acids)
Biological process (GO): sensory perception of smell; detection of chemical stimulus involved in sensory perception of smell
Cellular component (GO): plasma membrane
Molecular function (GO): odorant binding; olfactory receptor activity
Source: RefSeq, a predicted model, not a curated record
AUGACUGUUAAACGGUCGAUUAAUCGCACGGUGGAAGUUAUGCUCGCCAUGUUUGGCGUCUGGCCAGGUAUGCCAUGCGUUAUAAUCUACAGAAUAUUUUGGAUGAUCGCGCUAGCAAUUAACGAGUUCUUCCAUUGUCGAUAUUUUGUGACGCAUUUCAACUUCGAGAAUCUUUUCGAACUGAUGGAUUGUUUGAGCAGUCUGUUGGCGCAUAUUAAACUGACCGUUAAACUCGUCAUCUUCUCGUUAAAACAACACAAAUUCAUCGAAAUUUUGACCACGACGAUGGAGGAUUGGUCCGAUUGCGGUACCAGUGACAUUGUAUUACGCGAAACGGUACGCAAAGCGAAACUAUCGAGUAAUAUUUGUAAUGGAUUAAUUAUUCUUCAUACAAUCGCUGCGUGUACAUAUGUCAUCGGCAUUCUCCUAGCCGAUGCCGACGUUACCGAUCAAUCGAUCGAACUGCCCCUCAUGAUGAAAAUGGAAUAUCCUUUCGUUAUAGACACGCGAUACAAGUACAGAACGGUGUUGGUUACGCAAUUUCUGUUCGUGAUGAUAUGCAGUUGGGGAGCCGGUUUGUUCAACGCCCUGUUUCUAACUCUGGCUCUACAUGUCGGCGGUCAGAUAAACAUCCUGCUUUGCUGGUUGACGAAAAUCAAACCGGAAGAGAUGGGAAAGAAACACGAGUCGAUUGUUACAGUGACGAAAAUCAUUCGGAAACAUCAAAAAAUUAUCAGCCUCUCGGGAAAUAUCGAGAAUCUGUAUUCGCACAUCGCUCUGGUACAGUUUACAUCGAAUACGGUGAUGAUUUGUUCGCUGGGGUUUCUAAUCGUAACAGCAAUCGGCAGUCCCAACGCCACUGAGCAGAUAGGAAGAUCUCUUUUGUUUUACGCUGUAACAAAUCUCGAAACGUUUAUAUUUUGCUUCGCGGGAGAGUAUCUGAGCAACAAGAGUAAAGCAAUCGGAAACGCAGCUUACAAUUCGGCGUGGUACGAUAUGAAGACUAAAGAUAGUCGCACGUUAUUAAUGAUAAUUUUAAGAUCGCAGAGACAAUUGAAACUUACAGCCGGCAAGAUGAUGGAUCUCUCGUUCGAGUGCUUUACAACUAUUAUGAAAGCUUCGGGAUCGUAUUUAUCGAUGUUGCUGGCAAUAAGAUGA